Molecule: messenger RNA, 1767 nt
Organism: Paramecium tetraurelia
Lineage: Eukaryota; Ciliophora; Oligohymenophorea; Peniculida; Parameciidae
Exons: 5
Biological process (GO): protein phosphorylation
Molecular function (GO): protein kinase activity; ATP binding; protein binding
Source: RefSeq, a predicted model, not a curated record
AUGAUAAAGAAGAAAAUUUCUAAAUUUACCCCAUAUGAUAGGGUAUUGGAUGGGUUAGAAUAGGAAGAACUUAUUGAUGAAGACAUUAAUAUGAAAAUCAUAAAAGUUUAUAAUAGAAAGAAAAAUAAUAAAAUGUUUCUGUUGGAAAGAUUAAUCUCGAACGAAAAAGAACAUUUAAAGUACAUAGAUGAAAUACACAAAUAUGAAUUCAUUAAUUCUGAUGGAUUAUUAUGCAUAGAAAAAUGGACAUAUGACAUGUUGAUUGAUUAAAAUUUAAACAAAUUAUACAAAUUUAUUUUAGUGUUUGACACCUAUUCAUAGAAUUUAAAUUAAUAUCUGGAGAACAUAUAAUCAAAAAAAAUAUAAUUAUUGAAAGAAGACAUUGUUGUAUUCUUUAGGGCAAUAAUCUUAUCCAUAAAUUACUUGCAAUAACAAUAAAUAGUAACUUUUAAUCCUGUGACAAUGUCUUGCAUUUUGAUUUGUUCAGAUACAUGUAUGAAAUUUAAUUGCAUCCCAAUAUUAUUAACCUAACAUUCCUUAGAAAAAGCAAAGAAGGAAAGCUUACUAUAUCAGGCACCUGAAUAAGUAAAGGAUUAUAAAAAUAUUACUCACAUCUACUCUCAAGCUGUUUAUUCUUUGGGACUAAUAUUUAUAUAGCUCUUUUUAUUAAGACACAUAGAUUAAUUAAGGAAAUUUGAAGAUAUCAAAUAAAGUAUCAAAGAAAUCUAAUUGAAAUAUGGAGACACCUAUAAAUCCUAUUUAGAAAGCAUGGUGGAACAAGAUCCACACAAAAGAAUUAAAUUAUACGAACUAUGCUAAACACUAUCAAUUUAGGAACCGCAAAAAUUGAUAAAGGACAACUUAAAAAUAACAUUUUCAGAGACCUUUGAAUAUUAUCGAAAGUAAUAUUCUAUACUGAACGUACCUGAAGCUCGAUCUAUUGCAUAUGGAAUUCCUUGGACCAGAAAUAUUUUAUAAUCAAAUUUGUUUAAAAUGAAAAAUUACUUCCUAGAGCUACUAGAUCUGUCAUAAUCAUAAUAGAUUUCGGAAUAGGCUGUGACAAUAAUAUUUUAAUAGUUUCGAGCUUUUGUAAUAGGGGGAAUGAAUUGUCACUUAGUUUAUGAAUUAGAUGACGAGAUACCAGCUUUAAAAGAAAUGGGGUUUCGGAUAUGUUAUAUAGAGAAUAAUUAGCUGCUGUACAUUUGUUCUGGGUAUAGUGAUUAACUAUUGACCGCUAACACCUUUUGUUACAAUAUCCAAACUUAGAAGUGGACCAAAUUAAGUGAUUGCUAGAAGCCAGGAAUAGGAUGCACUUUGGUUUGUUAUAAUAAUUAAAGUAUUUUCAAAUAUGGGGGAGUUGAAAUCAAUAACAAAUCUCUCAAUUAUGUUGAAGAGCUUAAAAAUAAUGAAUGGCAACUUAUAAAUUUUAAAAAACCUCACUUUAUAUUACCCAGCUUUAGUUUUGCAUAAUAGGUAAAUCCAACAUAGAUUUUUAUUGUUGGAGGAUAUUUUGAUAAAGUACCUAACACAAAGGUCAUAGUAAUGAAUAUUGAUACUUAAGCUCAUCACAUAGAUUCAAGAAAAGAAUAAACAUAUGUUGAAUUCAUUAUGAAUGAAUUUUUAGACUAUGGAAAAUAUGGCCCUGUGGAAGCAAUGCAAAUAAGCACCAAUUAGUUAUUUUUGUUAUAAAAAAGAAAUGAGAAGUAACAAUACUUAACUGUAUAAGAUUAAGCUGGAUUUGUGGAGUUGCGAAAGAUACAUAUUUGA